UUUUCGAACGUGUAAAAGAAUUACACGUCAAUAUAUUAGAAGAAAAAUGUUAUAUCUACACAACACAAUCAGCCAGACCAGCUUAUGAUGCUAGGGGAAAAGAGAAAAGGUAAAAUAAAAAGCUAAAGCUUAUAAAACUACGGCGGCUAAAACAAGACUCCAAACAACGGGAAGGGGCCGAGCCACGCUACACUCCUAACAAAUCCCCAAAAGCGGCAAUCGCUAAUUUUGCUAUGCAUUGAAGUAGACUCCUCAAUCUCCUCUUUUUUUAGCGGUUUAUACGAAAACAAGGUGACAUAACUCCAGUCCAUUCAGAAUCAGAGAUGCAGUCCCAGUUGCCAACGAACCAUCUUAAGACGGAAAGCAGCAAAAGCUCUCGUGGUGAAAAAAAAUCCCCAACACUCGCGGCGGAUCUCGCUGUCAGCUCCAGCUCGGCUGCUCCUGCUCUUGCUCGCCCAGGUCAACAUCCCCAUCCAAACCCCAAAUUCACAACGACACGCAUGCUCCAGCGACUCCGUUCCGCUUCUGCUCCCCACAUUUAAGCAAAGCGAGAAGGAGAGGAGAGGAGAGGAGCUACCGGCGACGGCGAUGGGAAGGGAGGCGGAGGCGCGGCGGCGGUGGACGCUGGUUCUGGUGAACCUGGCGUCGGUGCUGGAGAAGGCCGACGAGGUGCUGCUCCCGGCGGUGUACCGGGAGGUCGGGGCGGAGCUGGGGGUGUCGCCGACGGCGCUGGGCUCGCUCACCCUGUGCCGCGCGAUCGUCCAGGCGGCGUCGUACCCGCUCGCCGCCUACGCCUCCGCGCGCCACGACCGCGCCCGCGUCAUCGCCGUCGGCGCCUUCCUCUGGGCCGCCGCCACGCUCCUCGUCGCCGUCUCCGGCUCCUUCCUCCAGAUGGCGAUCUCGCGGGGGCUCAACGGCGUCGGGCUGGCGCUGGUGCUCCCGGCGAUCAGCUCGCUGGUCGCCGACUACACGGACGACCACACCCGCGGCGCCGCGUUCGGGUGGCUGCAGAUGACCUGCAACCUCGGCUCCAUCAUGGGGGGAUCCUUCGGCGUGCUGCUCGCGCCGGUCACCUUCCUCGGCGUCGCCGGCUGGCGCCUGGCGUUCCACGCCGUCGCCCUCGUCAGCGCCGUGCUGGGCAUCCUCAUGUGGUGCUUCGCCGCCGACCCGCGCGCCAAGUCCAAGACCGCCGCCUCCGCCGCCGAGGAGGCCCGGGAGCUGCUCCGCGACGCCCGCGGCGUCAUCGGCGUGCCCACGUUCCAGAUCAUCGUCGCGCAGGGGAUCGCCGGGUCGAUACCCUGGUCGGCGCUCAACUUCUCCGCCAUGUGGCUCGAGCUCGUCGGCUUCACGCACUGGGAGACCAGCGUCAUCACGGGGCUCUACCUCCUCGCCACCGCGCUCGGCGCGCUCUUCGGCGGCCUCGUCGGGGACCCCGUCUCCAGGCGGUUCCCGAACACCGGAAGGAUCGCGCUGGCGCAGAUCAGCUCGGCGUCGGCGCUCCCGCUCGCCGCCGUCCUGCUCCUCGCGCUGCCGAACGACCCGUCCACCGGCGUCGCGCACGCCGCCGUGUUCUUCAUCAUGGGGUUCGCCAUCUCCUGGAACGCGUCAUCCACAAACAACCCAAUCUUCGCGGAGAUUGUACCGGAGAAGGCGAGAACAACGGUCUACGCUCUCGACAAAUGCUUUGAAGCGGUGUUCGCUUCAUUCGCGCCACCGAUCGUCGGUGUUCUAGCAGAGCAAGUGUUCGGCUACAAGCCGGUCUCCUCUGACGCAAGCGUCGAAACGGACAGAGAAAAUGCGGCUGCAUUGGCCAAGGCAGUGUACACGGAGAUCGCCGUGCCCAUGGCCAUCUGUUGCCUGACAUACACCUUCCUGUACUGCACGUAUCCUCGGGACAGAGAUCGUGCUCGAAGGAACAUUCUGAUGGCAUCGGAUGACCAGCUCUGCCAAGAAGCAGGUGAGAGUGACUCAAGUGAGAUUUGUACCCAGGAGGAUGAAGAAUUUGCUGUUGGUUCCAUAAACCAGAGGUUAAUACAUGCAAGAGAGUAGCAUCAGAAGAGGGGCAGCCUGUUUUACAAAGGUCUCGCAAUCUUCCAGAGUCUGCACUCUGUUGCUUUCCAUUUUCAGAUUCUCAACUAUUGGAGAGCUCUGCCUGAGCAGAAUCGCGCUCAUCAACUAGUAUUGGAAGAUAUAUAUAGUACCCGAGAGAUGUAAUUUAUACAACAUCCUGUGAAUAAGUGCUGCAAUUGAUUGUUUUCAGGAGCUACCAAAAAAAGGAGGAAAACAGUGUAAUGGCUUAUUGGCACUCAGCUUCUCGUUCUUUUUAGUCUUGUA
This is a messenger RNA of Oryza sativa Japonica Group (Japanese rice), 2334 nucleotides long. RefSeq lists its product as uncharacterized. Gene Ontology annotation, molecular function: transmembrane transporter activity. Gene Ontology annotation, biological process: transmembrane transport. NCBI's taxonomy places the organism in Eukaryota, Viridiplantae, Streptophyta, Magnoliopsida, Poales, Poaceae. The record is from RefSeq and is a predicted model, not a curated record. Gene Ontology annotation, cellular component: membrane.